This is a messenger RNA of Triticum dicoccoides, 2027 nucleotides long. Its product is annotated as protein RCC2-like. The coding region runs from base 93 to 1724 and encodes 543 amino acids. Gene Ontology annotation, biological process: negative regulation of GTPase activity. The transcript has 17 exons. Gene Ontology annotation, molecular function: small GTPase binding. NCBI's taxonomy places the organism in Eukaryota, Viridiplantae, Streptophyta, Magnoliopsida, Poales, Poaceae. The record is from RefSeq and is a predicted model, not a curated record. Gene Ontology annotation, cellular component: membrane.
GUUUCAAACCCUCUUCCCCACUCGCUUCCACAGUUCUCUGCUUCCGUUCCGCCCCACCGAAACUAGGGUUUCCGGUCGGAAUCGCGGCGAGGAUGCCGGCCAGAGCGGCCGCGGCCGCCGCGGAAGGCGAGGAGAAGGCGGCGGAGGCGGGGGGCAGGGAGCUGCUGUACUGCGGCACGGUGCGCUUCGACAUCAUGGGCCGGAAGGUGAAGGGCGGGGUGCAGGGCAGAGGCAACCUGGUGUCCCCCACGCGGCUGCGCCCUCUCGUGGGCGUGGACAUCCGCUUCGUCGCCUCCGGCUGCGCGGCUUGCCACUGUGUUGCUCUGAGUUCUGACGGCCGUUGCUUCUCAUGGGGUCGAAAUGAGAAGGGGCAGCUGGGGCAUGGGGACACUCUCUUGCGUAACCUGCCAACUGUUGUUUCUAAACUAUCAAAAUACAACAUAAUCGCAGCAGGUGUUGGAAGAAAUCAUACCGUGGUCGUAACUGAUGAAGGGAAGUCCUUUGCAUUUGGUGACAACAGACAUGGCCAGUUGGGGACUGGUUCACUAAGGAGUGGAACUAAGGUGUUGCCAGUCCCCUGCCUUGUUACCAAAGCAACUAAUGCUGUUUGUGGUGCUGAAUUUACUGUCUGGCUGUCAUCAGUUGAGGGCUCUUCCAUACUUACAGCAGGUCUUCCCCAGUACGGCCAACUUGGUCAUGGAAGCGACAAUGAGUAUAAUGCCAAUGCAUCAUCGGUAAGGCUAACAUAUGAUCCCCAGCCACACCCCAGGGCAAUAGCUGCAUUAUCUGGGAAGACCGUUGUCAAAGUUGCCUGUGGAACAAAUCAUACAGUUGCAGUUGAUUCAAGUGGCUUUGUUUACACCUGGGGUUUUGGUGGAUAUGGAAGGUUGGGUCACAAUGAACAGAAAGAUGAGUGGCAACCACGCCUCGUUGAAAUAUUUCAAAAGAACAAUAUGCUAUCUCCCAGUGAUAUUAUCUCAGCUGGUUCUGCAAGUUCUGCGUGCACUGCCGGUGGUCGUGGGCAGCUGUAUGUGUGGGGAAAGUUGAAGAACUGGGGCGAUGAGUGCAUGUAUCCAAAGCCAGUUAGAGAUUUAAGCGGUUGGAACAUCUGCUGCAUGGCUUCUGGCGACAUGCACCAUAUUGUUGGUGCAGAGGAUUCUUGCAUAAGUUGGGGUCUUUCUGAAUAUGGAGAGCUUGGUUAUGGCCCUACACAAAAGUCAUCUGUAAAUCCUAAAAAGGUUGACAUUCUUGAAGGAAUGCAUGUUACAAGUGUUGGUUGUGGAGUUGGGAUGUCUCUGAUUGUUGUAGACAGGGCAAAUGUUGGUGGUAAGCUUGACCAGCUGGAUAAUUUUGAUGGUGAUAUUGAUGCUCUCUUUCAAGAGAAUACGAAAAAGCUCUAUUUUCUUCCGCGCCGUGACAUUAAAGAAAAACAAAAACGAAAGACGAGCCAACAUGCCGCAAUCGACGAAACAGAACCAGAAGCCGAGGACGAGAUCAGACAGCAGGUAGCCAAGGAGGAGGCAGAGUGUGGCAGUCAUGGUCGUGGGCGGGGCAGAGGCAGGGGGGCCAAGACGGCGACUCCGGAGCCAAUGCCGUCAGGAAGGGGCAGAGGCAGAGGCCGUCCUAAGAAGGGAACCGGCAGCCCUGGCGCUUCUCCUCUGGAAGCCGGGAGCUCAGGACAAGGUGGGAAGAAGAGCGGGAAGCGAGGGAGGCCUCGCAAGUGAUCGGCCGAGUUUUUUUGGGUCAGAUCAGCUGGCAGCGAUAGUGGUUGUUACUCUUUGGUGCUGCCGUGCCAGUGCUGCAGGUCCUGAUUAUGCCAUACUAAUCUGAUGGCUUUGAACUCCUAGUCUAAUGGAGAUGGCAAGGGCUAGAUUCAUUACCUCCUGCAAAUUGUGGAUGCUAGCCAUGGACACUGUAGGCACGAGCAGUGAUGCUUUGGCGGCUGAUGUUUUCUGAAGGAAUGAACGAGUCAUCCUGCAAGAAAAUUUACCUUUUGCGCGAAAUGGAUGCAGAACAGAGUAACAAGA